AUGAAUUUAAGAUAAUAUGAAAUAUCUCUUAUUCCUAUCAAUCUCAAAGCUUUGUCUAGCUUUACAAACUGGAUUUGUGUAGGAUAAUUAAUAGAGGAAGCAAUGCUUGUAGGAUUAAUUGAGUAUCAUAUUAAAGUCAACUAAGUUUAGAUAAUCUAAUCAUAAUUAUUUGGGUCUAAUUAAUAGAAUUAGGCGAUGUAAAAAAUUAAUACCUUACUCAAUAAUUCUAAAAACAAACCCAAUAGAUUUAAAUCAUUUAUAGAGGAAGUCAAAAUUCAAGAUCCAUAUGGUAUAUGGUUUAAGGAUGCCAUUAAAUCAUACUUUCGAUAUAACUACAAAUCUUGUCCUUCAGAUUAGUUUAAGUUUUUAUGCGACACUUUUAAAGUCUAGUUUGUGGUAUUUGAAUAACCAAAUUCAAAUUCACAAUUAUUAUAUGGUAUUGAAACUAAUGGAGGAAUUAAUAAAAUCAUUUUAUACAAAUAUCACGAACAAUAUUACCUUAUCUUGACAAUAUUUGAAAAGAAAUGUCAUUUAUGCAAAACUAAAAUCAAAUUAAUUGAUAUAAAAUGCCAACAUUAAAUAUGUUUUAAUUGUAUUUAGAAGCAAUUUGAACAAUCAAAAUCAGUAUAAUAUAUUACAUGUAAUUUCCAAGGAUGUAGAGAAUUUAUAUUUAAAUCAUUCUAUUUGGAUCUCUAAAAAGAAUAUUAAAAAAGUNCAAAAGUUUAAUUCUUUUCAUAUUGUGUUGAUAUACCUCAAAAUUCAUUCGUUUAGAUUUGUGACUAUAAUUUCCAAUUAAAUGAUUUUCUUAUAAUUUCACCAUUUGUUUUAUAAAUAUUAAUUAAGAUAAUCAAUAAGUCUAAUUUAUUCUAGCUAUCAAUAGAGUAUAGAAAAUCUUUAUAAUUAUAUCCAAUUUAAGAUUAGCCUAAUUAAGUAAGCAAAUUGACUUUAUUACUAAUAGAUAUCCUUAAGAGUGUAUAUCAAUAAUUCAGUUAUUAUAUAAAAUUUCAGAAUCCUAUCAAAAAAUAGAUUUAACAACAAAUUAAGACUCAUUCUUUACUAACUCAAAAGAUUAUUAUUAUUUAUAUUCACAAAUCAAAUAAAUUAAAAGAAUUUUGA
Molecule: messenger RNA, 1116 nt
Organism: Paramecium octaurelia
Lineage: Eukaryota; Ciliophora; Oligohymenophorea; Peniculida; Parameciidae
Source: the annotation of a GenBank genome assembly